This is a messenger RNA of Zophobas morio, 734 nucleotides long. RefSeq lists its product as uncharacterized. The transcript is spliced from 3 exons. Lineage: Eukaryota; Metazoa; Arthropoda; Insecta; Coleoptera; Tenebrionidae. The coding region runs from base 65 to 610 and encodes 181 amino acids. The record is from RefSeq and is a predicted model, not a curated record.
GUUGCUGACACGACAGACCAACACUGAGUUCUACACAGUUUAGAUCAAAAGCUAGAUCGAGAAAAUGUUUAUAGAAAAAACUUCACGAUACGUUCCACAACUUCUUCUGCUGCUAUCUUUGGUCCACACCAUUUUCAUGAGUACUCCUACUGGACUCACUCCUGCUGCCUGCCACGUUUCCCGAUACUUCACUCUAAGAAACCCUCACUCUGGACUCGUACUAGAAGGCACUUCCCCGUACGUAACAAUACAACACUACACCGGCACUGAUGCUCAACUAUGGUACCUCGAAUAUCUCGACGGGGGUCUGGUCUACAUCAUCAAUAAAAGCAACGGGAAAGUUAUCGAUGUGGAAAACUGGAAAGCGUUGGGUAAUACAAACGUACUUCUACGGGAGAAGAUUGGUCUCACUGGUAAUAUUUGCCCCGCGGACGAGCACGCCAACGCUGCUUGCCAGAAGUGGUACAUUCACUAUAAAAGUGUUAUAGUGAAUGCUUGUGCCAAAAGCGCUCUCGAAAUUCGAGAUUUUGUUUACAAUCCUGGAGCAAUUCCACGUACUUGGGGUGAACACGAUGGUGACAACCAGAUAUUUACUUUCCAAUAUGUGUGAAGGUGUUUGGUUGUACUUCGUGGUGGUUGGAUACAAAGGAUUCAUUUUUCAAAAGUGUAGAAGUUGUACAAUAUUAGUUUAUUGAAUAAACAAACUGCGUUGCAUGUUUUGCAGUGCAGCGUAU